Molecule: messenger RNA, 1182 nt
Organism: Pipistrellus nathusii (Nathusius's pipistrelle)
Lineage: Eukaryota; Metazoa; Chordata; Mammalia; Chiroptera; Vespertilionidae
Source: the annotation of a GenBank genome assembly
AUGCCCAAGAAGAAGCCGACGCCCAUCCAGCUGAACCCGGCCCCGGACGGCUCCGCGGUUAACGGGACCAGCGCGGCGGAGACCAACCUGGAGGCUUUGCAGAAGAAGCUGGAGGAGCUGGAGCUCGAUGAGCAGCAGCGGAAGCGCCUUGAGGCCUUUCUUACCCAGAAGCAGAAGGUGGGGGAACUGAAGGAUGAUGACUUUGAGAAGAUCAGUGAGCUGGGUGCUGGCAAUGGUGGUGUGGUGUUCAAGGUCUCCCACCAGCCAUCCGGCCUGGUUAUGGCCAGAAAGCUAAUUCACCUUGAGAUCAAACCUGCGAUCCGGAACCAGAUAAUAAGGGAGCUGCAGGUUCUACAUGAGUGUAACUCCCCAUACAUUGUGGGCUUCUAUGGUGCAUUCUACAGCGAUGGAGAGAUCAGCAUCUGCAUGGAGCAUAUGGAUGGGGGUUCCUUGGAUCAAGUCCUGAAGAAAGCUGGAAGAAUUCCUGAACAAAUUUUAGGAAAAGUUAGCAUUGCUGUAAUAAAAGGCCUGACAUAUCUGAGGGAGAAACACAAGAUUAUGCAUAGAGAUGUCAAGCCUUCUAACAUCCUAGUGAACUCCCGUGGGGAGAUCAAGCUCUGUGACUUUGGAGUCAGCGGGCAGCUCAUCGACUCCAUGGCCAACUCCUUUGUAGGCACAAGGUCCUACAUGUCGCCGGAGAGACUCCAGGGGACUCAUUACUCGGUGCAGUCGGACAUCUGGAGCAUGGGGCUCUCUCUGGUGGAGAUGGCGGUUGGGCGGUAUCCCAUCCCUCCUCCAGAUGCCAAGGAGCUGGAGCUGAUGUUUGGGUGCCAGGUGGAGGGCGAUGCGGCUGAGACACCAGCCCGGCCACGGACCCCGGGGAGGCCCCUUAGCUCUUAUGGAAUGGACAGCCGACCGCCCAUGGCAAUUUUUGAGUUAUUGGAUUACAUAGUCAAUGAGCCCCCUCCAAAACUGCCCAGUGGAGUAUUCAGUCUGGAAUUUCAAGAUUUUGUGAAUAAAUGCUUAAUAAAAAACCCUGCAGAGAGAGCAGACUUGAAGCAACUCAUGGUUCAUGCUUUUAUCAAGAGGUCUGAUGCCGAGGAAGUGGAUUUUGCAGGUUGGCUCUGCUCCACCAUCGGCCUUAACCAGCCCAGCACACCCACUCACGCGGCUGGUGUCUAA